AUGACAACUGCCGAGGCCCAAGGGCUUUCAGAUGGCUCAACUAUACCUGCCUUCAACAUUAACUCUAGCUCUUUGUCUGCUGCCUCUUGUCGUAUGAAGGAUAUGAUGGUGUCUAGCAAAUAUAGUUCUAAGCCAUUUUUGUUUGGUGCUGAUGGCAAAAUUCCAAACUUCAAUAGUUGCAAAGCUGAAGGCAUGUUGGACAGAUUUGAAGAGGAAAAGAGGAAAGCCAAAGAAAAAUAUGAAAGGGAAAUUCUCACUCAUGGAAUUCUACAAUUGCAGGAAUCUCUGGAAAAUAUCAGAGAGAAUUUGUUAAAUCGCAUUGAUGGAAGUAAUGACAUGACCAGAAAAGUUUUAGAGGAGAGAAUGGAUAUUUUUUCAAAAACAAUUGACGGCUAUUUAAACAAAGUGAGAGAGGGUAUAACAUGCCAGUUUGAGACUCUGCAGAGCCAAACACAAAUAGGGAUGGAUGACAGGGAAGGAAAGAUCAGUAUGGCUGCAAAAGAUUUGGGCUCGAACAUGCUUAAUCUCAAGCAGUCUCUGGAGCAACUGAAAGCAGAGCAGAGCAAAGAACAGGGCAUGCUGGGAGAGAUUCUGUCCCAGCUUGGCACAUUGAUUGCCUUUCAAAAUCCGAUAGCAGGACCUAGUUCUGCCAGAAUGAUAGACAGUGAAGUCCAGACAUCCCCUGGACUAUUAGAGAGGUUCUGUGUCAUGUCAGCUAAAAAGCAUUAUCAGAGCAUAAUGCUAUGCAACAGGCCUGUCAUUUAUUCAAGGAAAGCAGCUGAACAGAACCUGUGUCCUCUUAAAACAUCAAAGACACAAAUCAGAAAUGCACACAUCCUGCCAGCACAAAUACAGCAGCAGCUCAAGCAAACAGAGGUCACAGAGGAGUUUUCACCUGGUCCCUCGCAGAGAUUAUGGUGCACACAGUUGGUUGCGACCAGACCUUCAAGCCCACUUGUUGAUGCUACAUCCAAUGCAUCCAUAGAGGAAAAUGGAAGGGAGUAUGUAGAUAGACUGUUUGUGCAUAUGGAACCAGAAAAACCAUUGUACGUGAGAGAGAACAGAUUGGGCACAUACACUGAGACGUUGUCACCACCGAAAGUCCUCAGGAGAUGCCAAAAUACCCCGAAUUUCAGGGGGAAAAAGAGACCUUUGGUUCUCCCUCAAAGACAAGCAGUGAGAAAGAAAGGGACUGUAAAGAUCUCCAAGGACAGCCAGGAGGAAGACAUUCAAAGUGAACAAAAAGACAGAGUGCCUCUUUCUUCUCUUUGUGAACACUGGAAAAUGAACAGCAAAUCUGUUGAAGAUGAUCACUUAAGAUCUCAGCAGCAAGCCAGUGUUGCACCAGUUAGCAGGUGUGUAGCUGAAGAACCUCUAAACCCCUUCAGUAUGUGGUCCCAGGACACAAACAGCUCCCAAAUGGUUGUGGAAUACAAGACGAGUGAGUGGGAAGAAGUGGUGCCUAAACCCAAAGGCAAUGUCAUAGAAGAAGGUGGCCUCUGGCAGCUGUUUGACUUUAAUAAUGAUUCAGAAUAAGAUGCAAUAUACUUCUAUGUAUGUUGAGUAUACAGAAAUUUGAGAAAUUGUAUAAAGUAUGUUUUAUGUUUAGUUUCCUUAAGCAUCACAGUGGAUUAAGCUUUGUAAGUGAAACCUAGAAUUUGCAUGUGAACAGGUGAACUUUGUUCUGUAUUUACUUUGCCUGCUGUAGACAUUGUCUGUUCUUCUCCUGUUACUGUGCACUGUGAAUUAUUUUAUAAAGACAUUAAUUGACACUUUAGGUUAUUAUGAAAAUAUGUUAUAGCAACUAAAAGUAUUCUUUU
Messenger RNA from Xyrauchen texanus (razorback sucker), 1820 nucleotides. RefSeq lists its product as uncharacterized. The coding region runs from base 1 to 1536 and encodes 511 amino acids. The record is from RefSeq and is a predicted model, not a curated record. Gene Ontology annotation, cellular component: condensed nuclear chromosome. The transcript is spliced from 6 exons. NCBI's taxonomy places the organism in Eukaryota, Metazoa, Chordata, Actinopteri, Cypriniformes, Catostomidae. Gene Ontology annotation, biological process: homologous chromosome pairing at meiosis; DNA recombination; meiotic DNA double-strand break formation.